Messenger RNA from Dimorphilus gyrociliatus, 2014 nucleotides. NCBI's taxonomy places the organism in Eukaryota, Metazoa, Annelida, Polychaeta, Dinophilidae. The record is from the annotation of a GenBank genome assembly.
AAUGAAUAGCAAUUCGAACUUUAAUGGUCAAUUAUAUAAAGGUUUUAUUAUAAAAAGUGACCAUAAUUUGUCCUCACUUGGUACGACAUCAACACCACAAACUGCAGAAUCAACAAUAGGGUCAACAACGGGGACAAUAAUUAGAUCGACAACGUGGCAAACAACAGAACAAACAACAAAAAGAACAACAGAACGGACCACACAACCAACAACAGAACAAACAACAGAUAUAACAACUAUCCUACAGUCAUCGGGUAUCAACUGGAUUGAAAAGAUUAUAAUGGGAAACUCUUAUUACGUUUCUCCAGUGGAAAAAACAUACGUCGAGUCACUUGCAUCCUGCCUGAUGGAUAAUUACAAACCAUUCUUUUUUCAGGACGACGUUGCCUCUUUAACAGAUUUUAUUAAGGCAGCAUUUACAAAAAAUACUGAACAUAUUAUAUUCCUAAACGACAAGACUGUUGAAGGUCAGCUGGAAUGGAGCGCAGCUGGAGAAGUUCUCAGAUCCGAUUUGAGAAGUCAUAUAAACGGAAAAAUUUCGAAUAGCGAUUCGAAAGAUUGUAUAACAGCAUUAAAGCAAGUUUUCGAUAUGUUCUUUAUCGUCCUAUACGCAUCUAUUUUCCUUCCGAUUGAUAGUCAAAUCGCUUGGAUGGAUGGUUCGAUUUCCUAUACAGUCGUCGAUAAUUUUGGCUUAGCUUCAAUAGAAAGGUUUAGAAGUAAAUUGGAGUGUUUUGUCAAAGUUUUCGCUAAAGUUUACCUUCAAAAGUCGCCUGUGGUUAUUUUUAACGAUCACGUCUGUACAUAUGCCAAUUCAACUAUUCCAGAUAUGAUAACAAACGGUGGAAAAGUGAUGAAAAUAGUAGAAUUCAAUAAUAGAGUAUUCAGCAAAAUUCCAGAUCCCGAACCACCUGCAAUUCGGAUACUUCUUUAUCAGGGUAAAAAAUAUGUGAUUGUCGACGAGAAAUUGAACUAUUUCGAAGCUUUGAUAAGGUGUAAUCAUUAUAAGAUGAUGGGUUUUCUAAGGAACGCUGGUGAUACGGGAGUAUUGUUAUACAAGCUAAUUGUCGAUGCAAAACUUCACGACAAAAUAUGGAUGAUGAUGAACGACAUAGAACAUGAAGAUACGUUAGAAUUAUGGAAACCAGGAGUAACCAUGAAUUCUCAACUACGUUUUUUAGUAAAUAAAUACGUAAAGGGAGUUGCAUCGAAUAGCGAUCAUGAAGAUUGUCUUAUGGUAGAGAUAACAGAUAACGAAAAAGAUUUACAAUACAACUAUCGCAAAUAUGAAUCUCAAAUAUUUUAUGGAAGAAUUUCAAAUGAACAACUUGAUUUUUCAAAAUUUCAUUUCCUCGGUUAUUCCAGAAGUCGAUUGGAUUGUAUUAAAGAUAUUUCAACAAUGGAUUGUACGUCUGAAAGAAUAUUCAUUAUCUUUGAAACAUUCUCGUGUCUUUAUUCAAAUACUUCUGUUUUUAGCGGUACACUUUCCGCUACUAAAUAUCGUCUUAUACAACUCACUAACACUGGAAAUGGUAAUAUGAACGAAUUUCAAACUACCACUAACAAAAUGGUACAGACUACCAUUAUCCCAACAACGCAAGCGGCAACAACUAUUACUAUUGCAGAUAUUUCAAAAGAGCAUACACAGGACAAUGUUAAGUAUAUUCUUGUCAACGAAAUUUUAGAUUUUCAAGCAGCUUUAGACCAAUGUUAUUUGUAUAAUUACGAGCCUUUCUUUGCGAAUGAUGGACUUGUUUCAUUAGGAAUUCUUCUGGGAAAAAUUUUAGAGAAGAACGUUGAAACAUGGAUUUUCAUUGAUGAUAUUUCAAACGAAAAUACCUUUAAAUGGUGGAAAUUGGGAUCGACAAUGAAUUCUCAAAUAGCUGGCAACUUGAAUACAAAACCAAAUAAUGCUAAUGACAAUUGUGUAGCAGCCACUAAACCAUUUGUUAUUCCUGUGUUAUAUGUAAGAAAUUGUGGACAGGGGAAAAAGUUUAUUUGCCAGAAGAAUAUUUGA